UUCAGACUAGAAAACAUUCACCGAUUUUAAUUCAUUAACGAAUAUUUCCAAAUAAUUUGCCCUUAAUUCAUUUUCUAAAGGGUUUCCGUCUGUAUUGAGAUCGAAAAGUUUCAUUUUCAACAGAAAUCAACUCCUUCAGUGAAUUUUGACUGUAAAAAAUCAAUCAAUUUUCUCCAGCCAAUACCAGAACCAAGCAUCUUCGCAAUUGAAGCCAGUUUCGGUCCACAUAGUAAAAUCUGACAGCACAAAUUCGUCGUUUCGUACACAAUACAAGCAUAUCUCUGCAUAGAGCACAUCAUUGAUCAUCACGAUACUGAAUCGUCAAGUCAUUAUUGUCCAUUUCCACUUAACUUUUCAUCGCCAUCGAAACCUAACCUCAAUUCACAAAGCUAAACCAUGUCCACUUCCAAUCAAACAGCAAACAACUACGAGAGCCAAGUUCUCUCAGCAAUUGGACAGAAACUCUACCUGAGCACGACAAUGGCUGAUGUAAACUUUGUGUUUGAAUCGAAGGACCAUCGAAUCGAUCGCAUUCCCGCACACAAGGCUCACUUGAUGGCCGCCAGCGAUGUGUUUGAAAAAAUGUUUAAUGGAUCGUGGAAAGAGAAGAAUGAAGUGAAGAUUGUCGACGUGUCCGUUGCUGGUUUUACGGAGUUUCUCCAGUUUUUCUACCUGGCUCACGUAAAUCUGACCGUGGACAACGUUGCCGAAGUUAUGAAUCUGGGUAACAUGUACAAUGUGGCCGGCUGUUUGUCCGUGUGUGAAAAGUUCCUGAAGAGAAACCUCUCCGACGACAAUGUUUGCGAAGCGUAUAAAUUGGCGAUUCUUUUCAAUCAAGAGAGUUUGAAAGAUGCAUGUGAGAUAUUCAUCGAAAUCAACGCUAAAGCAGUACUUAAAUCGGAUGGUUUUGUGUCAUGUGAUCGAAAGGUGUUGACCAAAAUUGUGAAACUAAAUUGGAUGACAUGCUCAGAAUCUGAGCUAUUUGAAGGAUGUAUGGCUUGGGUUAAAGCUACCACCAAACAAAAUACUCUGACCAAGGAAUUGGUGCAGAGUCAACUUGGCGAGUUGUUUUACGAAAUUCGCUUUGGAUUGAUGACAAUGGAUGAAUUUGUUGCUCUGAUACCUUCAUACGGAAAGAUUUUUGGGGCCGAUGAAUACACAGACAUUAUUCAAUUAAUCACGGAUAAAGAUUUUCAAUCAAAUUUGUUCCCUGGCAACAAAGUGAAACGUCGAAGAAAUUCGAUUUUGUCUUUUUUUUUAUUGAAUGAUCCUCAUCAUCUGAUUAAAAAAUCAAAACAGUGAAUUUGUCUAUCUUUUCUACGCUCAUAUCAUCGGUCCAAAAUCAAGAGUGUUAAACUCUUCAUAUAGUCACUUUCAAACCCUUACUUUGGAAACUAUUUUUAUAAAAUAAAAUUCAUGUUCGUGCUAUUCAAUGCGGAUAUUAAUAAAAUUGAUAAUUGACACCUUG
This is a messenger RNA of Sitodiplosis mosellana (orange wheat blossom midge), 1468 nucleotides long. RefSeq names its product BTB/POZ domain-containing protein 2-like. Bases 397 to 1302 code for a protein of 301 amino acids. The transcript is spliced from 3 exons. The record is from RefSeq and is a predicted model, not a curated record. Gene Ontology annotation, molecular function: protein binding. Lineage: Eukaryota; Metazoa; Arthropoda; Insecta; Diptera; Cecidomyiidae.